AUGAUCAUCUUCAAGGAUCUGAUUACCGGUGACGAAAUGUUCACCGACUCGAGCAAGGUCAAGCUCGUCGACGACUGCAUCUGGGAGGUGACGUGUAAUUACGUGAUGCGCAAGCACGGCGAUGUGGCCAUCGACGGCUUCAACCCCUCCGCCGAGGGCGAGGACCUCGAUGAGGGCACCGAGGAGGUGAGCGAGUCCGGCUACGACAUCGUCCUCAACCAGCGCCUGCAGGAGACCAGCUACAGCAAGGCCGACUUCAAGCUCUACCUGAAGAACUACACCAAGAACCUGAUGGAGAAGUGGAAGGAGCUGGAGUGGAGCGAGGAGAAGAUCAACGACGCGAAGGCCAAGCUGACGAACGCCGCCAAGAAGGUCCUGCCCAUCGUCGGCGACGCCAAGUUCUUCAUGGGCGAAAGCACCAACCCCGACGGCAUCAUGGGCAUUCUCGAGUUCCGCGAUGGCGACGAUGGCAACGAGAUCGCCAUCAUGAACUUCUUCAAGCACGGCCUCGAGGAGGAGAAGGUCUAA
Rhagoletis zephyria (snowberry fruit fly) is the source of this 528-nucleotide messenger RNA. The record is from RefSeq and is a predicted model, not a curated record. NCBI's taxonomy places the organism in Eukaryota, Metazoa, Arthropoda, Insecta, Diptera, Tephritidae.